Messenger RNA from Diachasmimorpha longicaudata, 2962 nucleotides. Its product is annotated as ribosomal protein S6 kinase beta-1-like. Bases 55 to 1461 code for a protein of 468 amino acids. The record is from RefSeq and is a predicted model, not a curated record. The transcript is spliced from 5 exons. Gene Ontology annotation, biological process: peptidyl-serine phosphorylation; signal transduction. Gene Ontology annotation, molecular function: protein serine/threonine kinase activity; ATP binding. NCBI's taxonomy places the organism in Eukaryota, Metazoa, Arthropoda, Insecta, Hymenoptera, Braconidae.
UUUAAUAAAACGAUUUAUUGUGAUAAAUGUAAUCAACUCACAAUCAUUUAAGAUAUGGCUGGAAUAUUCGACAUUGAGUUACAUGAUGGUGAUAACGUGCCUCAGGAUGAGUCCGACGAUGACAUUAUCGAGGCUGCUGAGGGAGAGUACGAUACUAAUCCCAACGUAAAUGCUAUUUUAGACUCGGAAAAUGUCGAGAGGGUUCAGUUGUCCGAGCAGACUGUCAAUCCAGGUCAGGAGAAGGUCGGUCCCAAGGACUUUGAGUUGUGCAAAAUUCUCGGUGAAGGUGGCUACGGGAAAGUCUUUCAAGUACGCAAAGUCUCAGGCAAGGACAAGGGGAGUAUAUUCGCGAUGAAGGUCCUCUGCAAGGCCUCAAUAAUUCGCAACCAGAAAGACACAGCUCACACGAAGGCCGAGAGGAAUAUCCUGGAAGCUGUGAAGCAUCCCUUUAUCGUCAACCUGAUUUAUGCCUUUCAAACCGGUGGAAAACUCUAUCUCAUUUUGGAGUACCUCUGUGGAGGGGAACUCUUCACUUAUCUUGACAGAGAGGGCAUAUUCCUGGAGGACACAGCGUGCUUCUAUCUGUCUGAGAUCAUCCUCGCCCUCGAACACCUCCACAAGCUGGGCAUAAUCUACAGGGACUUGAAGCCAGAGAAUAUCCUGCUGGACAGGGAGGGACACGUCAAACUCACUGACUUCGGGCUGUGCAAGGAACACAUUGGGGAAGGCAUUGUCACUCAUACUUUUUGCGGUACUAUCGAGUACAUGGCACCAGAAAUACUGACGAGAAGUGGACACGGCAAGGCUGUGGAUUGGUGGAGCCUGGGGGCCCUCAUGUAUGAUAUGUUGACUGGAAUGCCCCCGUUCACAGCGGACGGUCGAAAAAAAACAAUUGAAAAAAUUCUGAAAGGCAAACUAGCAUUACCCCAAUACUUGACCCCAGACGCCAGAGACCUAAUAAGAAAGCUGCUGAAGAGGCAGGUCACUCAACGGCUUGGCUCAGGCCCGGAGGAUGCCAAGCAGAUAAUGAGUCACAACUUCUUCAAUAACAUUAACUGGCAGGACGUUAUAUCAAGGAAACUCGAGCCACCAUUCAAGCCAGUUCUCAAGAGCGCUGAUGAUACUUCACAGUUCGAUGAACAAUUUACACAAACUGUUCCCGUCGACUCACCUGUGGAGAGCACUCUCAGCGAAUCCGCCAACAUGAUUUUUCAGGGCUUCACUUACGUCGCCCCAAGUGUCCUCGAGGGCUUGUACAGCCAGUCCAAGGUGGGAAAUUCACGGAGUCCAAGGAGAAAUUAUCUGGGGACCAGCCACGGGGGCAGGGAAUCCUCCCCCAGAAGCUUGGACAUCAGUAAUCGAACGCAUUUUCAAACUCAACAGAGGUUUCAUCCACUCGGCCACAACAGUAUGGAGGACACCGAAAUGAUGGACAUCGGCCACCUCUCGGGUAACGCAUAGCCAACCGGAAAAACCUCUCCAAAAACUGCCGAAAAGUCCCCGUGAGCCCCAAAACUUGCUUCAUAAUUUCCUUCCAUCGCAUUAAUUUGGCAAUUUAUUAAUGGGCCACUGGGACAUUAAUUCUCUUGGUAUCGUUUUCAAGUGUAUAUAAAUUAUAAUAUAAAACGUGGGAAAAUGGGCAAUCGACUGUGAAUUUCCAGAACGAGGCUCUUCAUUUUUAUUAUAUGAACACUGUCUGUUGCUUCCUUUUGUAUGAGCCUUCUAGAAUCCAUUGCGUGCUAAUUUAUCCAACUGCUCAGCACGAAAAAAAAUUAUCAGAAUGGGAAAUCAACUGUCAUUUGUUAGUAUUGAAUUAUGAUUAGUUGAUUGGGAGAAAGGGGGAUGAAAUGGAAUGGUAUUGAUUUUUGUUGUUUGAGAAUCAAGUGGAGGAGGCGAAGUCGUCACAGAGUCAUCACUCCAUUCGUUUCUCCAAUUACAGCUGUGAGAUCCCUCACAAGGUCCUCAAGACCUUUUAUCAUUUAUUCUCAAUAAUAGAAAUCCAUAAAAACUUGUCUGAAGAGGCAUUCGGAUACCCAAAACUUCCUCCAUUCUUUCUGAUACCAUUUCACUUUGUCCCAUAAUUUUUCUCAAUUGUGUGAUUGGCUUUUUCUUUUGUCAAUGAUUGUAGACUCCAUCAAGGUAAAUAUGGUUUUGCAAUAUAAAACUGUCUAGUUAAAUUUUUCAAUCUCAAGUACGGAGAAACAGUUGUUGACUACAAUAACGUGCCUAGCAGAGCGUGUGAUUCGAUUUUGAGGGAAUGUCUGUUGUUUUUGGUGGAAGAGGGGAGGGAGGCUUUACCGAUGGAAAGAUUUUCCCGAAAAAGCAUGCGCUUUAACUCGGGAAUUUCAUUGAAGUUUCUGUCAAAAAAAAAAAUCUCUUGAAGUUGCUCGAAAAAAACCCGUCCACUAAUAUUUUUUUCUCUGCCAAUAAUUCUCGUUAUCUCGAAAACUCCUUCGCUGAGGACAAAAUGUCAUAAGGCCUUUUUUAUAACUGACUAAAUUCCCCACAAAAAUGCCUUUUCACAUUUUUCUCUUCCGUCGCUCACUUCCGAGAUUAUUAAGCAUUCACCGACACCUGAAAAUUUAAUGCUCAUUUCCCCCUGCAACGACUUCCUGCUGCAUUUUCAAUAAACAAACACCAUCGAUAAACAAAAAAAGCAGCAUUAUCCUCGAUGUGUCCCCGGUGCUUUCCACGAACCACAGAAAAAAAACUAUUUAAAAAACUUAAAAAAUCUAUAAUAAAUAAUUGUGUUAGCUUCUCUCGUCCUUUGCCACCACGUGUAAAAAAAUAAUGACAAUGAUUGCGCUCAUGUUGCCGCUACCAUGUAAAUAGAAAAAAAAUAUAUAUCUCCAGUGAAGGUGUACUCUACAUCACCCGGAAAAAUCAACAGACGAGUUGAUUCUUCACUCACCAAUUAUAUUUCUUUUGCAGUUUUAAUGAAAAAUAAAUAUUGCAGGUUGAA